Messenger RNA from Talaromyces atroroseus, 1926 nucleotides. RefSeq lists its product as hypothetical. Lineage: Eukaryota; Fungi; Ascomycota; Eurotiomycetes; Eurotiales; Trichocomaceae. The transcript is spliced from 9 exons. Bases 1 to 1926 code for a protein of 641 amino acids. Gene Ontology annotation, cellular component: cytoplasm. The record is from RefSeq and is a predicted model, not a curated record. Gene Ontology annotation, molecular function: flavin adenine dinucleotide binding; electron-transferring-flavoprotein dehydrogenase activity.
AUGACUAUGGCUGAGAAAUUCAUUUUUAUGUUCAAACUGCUCGCCUGGGCACCACCUGUGAUCCUCGGGCUUCUUCGGCAACGCGUUCAAGCAAUUAUGCACCGCUGGACUUACCGUGCAGUACAGUGCCCAAAGGACAUCGUUAUCAUCGGAGGAUCAUUUGCGGGCGUGAGACUCGCCAGUCGUCUGGCCAAGAGUGUUCCCACAGGGUAUCGAGUGACUCUAAUCGAAAGGAAUUCGCACUUCAACUACCUCAUCAACUUCGCUCGGUACUCUGUUCUUGCAGGGCAUGAAGAUUAUGGGUUCAUACCUUAUGAGGGAAUUCAGAAUGGUGCUCCACAAGGAGCCUUUCGUUACCUCCAAAAUAUUGUGACCGGCAUUGAAGACGGAAAAGUUCAUCUCAAAUCUGGAGAAACCGUUGAUUUUGCGUACUUGGCGCUUGCGACGGGGUCACAACAGGCUUAUCCGGAGCGACUUGUUGCUACAGAGAAAGAGGAAGGAUGCAAGAAAUUGCAAAACAUGCAAGAAAGCAUACGACAAGCGACCCGUAUUGCGGUUAUUGGAGGAGGGGCAGUAGGCAUUGAGUUGGCAACGGAUAUAAAAAGCUUCUAUGCAGGGAAGGAUGUCACGAUUUAUCAUUCUAAAAACCGGUUAUUGUCGAGGUUUGGGCCUAGACUGCACGAGCAUGUCUUGACAACCUUACAGAAAGCAGGUAUACAUAUUGUUCUCCAGGAGAGGCCCAAAAUCCUCGAAGACGACAACAACGCAUUGCGUCUUUUGAGUGGAAGAAUUGAGCAUUACGACCUUGUCUUACCUUGUACCGGGCAGAAAGCAAAGUCAGAUCUUGUGCGAGACUUAGCCCCAGAGGCUGUUUGCAAGGAGACGAAACAAAUCCUGGUGCGGCCAACCCUACAAAUCGCCACAGGUGAAGGAGAAGGCAAAGACAAGUUCGCCAACGUCUUUGCCCUGGGAGAUGUUGCUGCCACUGGUGGUGCCAAAAAUGCACGUUCAAGUUUCUUUCAAACAGAGAUUGUGGUGAAGAAUAUUCUCGGAAUGAUCAAGGAAGACAUUGCAAAGAGUUUAUAUAAACCCAAUACCGCCUUGGAAGGUGCUAUUAUGUUGACACUGGGACAACAAGACGCGGUUGUGUAUCUUCAAGAAAACAAUGGAGCUGACAUAUUGAUGCCUGUGAAGUUGAGAAGCGAAGAUUUGUACAUCAAGAGAGCAUGGGGAGAGAUGAACGUCGAUUUCCCAGAGAUUCCGAGAAUAUCUAAAGCUCACCAUCUUCAACCAGCCAUGUCGACCAGCCAGGAAAUACCCGUGUCGGCCAACGUGUUGGGGACAAUCGGGACCGUCUUAUGGUGCGUCCAAUUGGUUCCUCAGAUAUGGCAUAACUGGAGACACAAAAAAACGGACGGGUUGCCGGCGAGCAUGAUGCUCCUAUGGGCUACUUGCGCGGUUCCAUUUGGCGUCUAUAUGAUCCUCCAACUCUGCGAAAUUCCAUAUCGCAAGGGUAUCACAUGGCCAGCCUUGAUUUUCGGUGUUAUAGCCGCUCUCAUGCUGGCAGUGGGAUUUGUUCCCAUUUACUUGGAGAUCUGGUCACGAAGGGGUCGGGUCAUAGGAGUCACUGCAGAAGGCUCCUUUGAUAUCCUUGGCGGAAUACUUUACAUCAUCGUAUUCCUCGCCGAAUUGGGCAUAUUUGUCAGCCAUAUAAUCUGGCGUUUCCGACACCGCAAGCUGCUCAAAACAGCCAAAGAAAGCGGGAAAAGCGUCGACGAGCUGCUGCUUGAACAAGAACGACAGCACAACAACAGCAAUGAUGAAAAGCAAGAUUCGUUGACUGUAGCCAAUGCACCAGUGCAAGUUGGCGGGGACGAAGGGGCAACAAGGAGGGACAAUUCAGAUCUAGAGCGAGGACCUGGGUAG